GUAACGUAAGUGCGAUUAGUCACGGGCCGUUGUGAAUCGGAGGCUAGCGGCCCCACAAUGCCAGGCGGGGGAGCCCCUUUCUGAGCAUCACCGCCUUGCCUCGCUCAAAGGGACACACAGGAGAGAAAUGCAAAGGGAUGUAAGAUGGCAGAGCUACAAAUGCUAUUAGAGGAGGAAAUCCCUGCCGGCAAAAGAGCGCUAGUAGAAAGCUACCAGAACCUGUCGCGGGUGGCGGAAUACUGUGAAAACAAUUAUGUUCAGGCUCAAGACAAGAAGAAGGCCCUGGAGGAGACCAAAGCCUACACCACCCAGUCUCUGGCCAGCGUGGCCUACCAGAUUAAUGCCUUAGCAAACAAUGUGCUGCAGCUGCUGGACAUCCAGGCCUCGCAACUGCGACGCAUGGAGUCCUCCAUCAACCACAUCUCCCAGACGGUGGACAUUCAUAAGGAGAAAGUGGCACGUCGAGAAAUUGGCAUCCUGACCACAAAUAAGAACACCUCUCGCACCCACAAGAUCAUCGCCCCGGGAAACAUGGAGCGACCGGUCCGCUACAUUCGAAAACCCAUCGACUACACGCUGCUGGAUGAUGUGGGACACGGUGUCAAGUGGCUUAAGGCCAAGCAACAUGGGAACAAUGCGGCGGGCCGAGGAGGGACCAUUUCCAGGACUAACCCACCCACGCAGAAACCUCCGAGUCCCCCCAUGGCUGGCCGUGGGACCCUGGGGCGUAACACUCCAUACAAGACACUGGAGCCCGUGAAGCCUCCAGUGGUGCCCAACGACUACAUGACGAGCCCGGCCAGACUGGGCAGCCAGCACAGCCCUGCACGCACAGCUUCCCUCAACCAGAGGCCCAGGACACACAGCGGCAGCAGUGGUGGGAGUGGUGGGAGGGAGAGCAGCGGAGGCAGUGGAGUCGGCAUUCCUCUUGCAGUUCCCACUCCGUCUCCUCCCAGUAUGGGCCAAGUGGCGACAUCGUCAGCCUCGGUGCCUCAGGGCCCCGGCCUGGGCCCGAUCCCCAUGUCCCAGUUCGGCACCAUCUCCCGCCAAAUCUCCCGUCACAACUCCUCCACCACCUCCUCAGCUUCCAUGGUGUCGGCUACCGGCACCUACCGCCGUGCACCUUCCGUCUCCUCCCAGCAGCCCCACAUCAACGGGGGCCCGGCGUACCCUCAGAACUCAGUGUCUGUGGCUCCUCCACCUCCUCCUCCCAUGGUCCAGCUGACCCCACAGAUCCCUCUGACCGGCUUUGUGGCCAGAAUGCAGGAGAGCAUAACAGACAGCCCUGCUCCUCCUCCCCCGCCUCCCCCAGAGGACAUUGGUGUGUUUGAGGAGCCUGCUCCCCCUCCUCCUCCUCCACCUGUGGACUACGAGGAAGAGGAGGCUGCUGUGGUUCACUACAGUGAUCCGUACGCUGAUGGAGACCCCCACUGGGCCCCCAAGGCUUAUCUGGAGAAAGUCGUGGCCAUCUACGACUACACCAAGGACAAGGAGGACGAGCUCUCCUUCAUGGAAGGCGCCAUCAUCUACAUAAUCAAGAAGAACGAUGACGGCUGGUUCGAAGGCGUCUGCAACGGCGUCACCGGACUCUUCCCUGGAAACUACGUGGAGUCCAUCAUGCACUAUGCUGACUAAAACAAAACAAAACAAAUCCCACCCUUAUUGGCACUGCAGUUUUUGAACAGAGGCAAAACCGUGAAGAUGUACAGAUGUAUGCAGUGAUUGCAGUUCAUACAACUCCUGUUUUGAAUGAAGUGCCAUGGUGAAGCAUUAUUUUCUUUUGGGGAAGUUUGGGGGCGGGGCUUGUGCUUGCACGGUUUUGAUCUGCUUCAAAAAAAGACAAAAAAUAGAUAAAGUGUCACACAAAGAAGGAGGGCGUUGGAGCUUCGCUGGGCCGGGGUCUGUUAGUUUACAAAGGGGGUGAAAGGAAGGAGAUAAACCCAAUUUUCUACUACUGUCACGUCUUCAAACUACAGCAACCACAUUUUACCCCACGAGCAAUUACAUGCAAUCAGAAUUGGUGUUAAUUUAUGUAAAUGCAGCCACAAUAGACGGUGUUUUCCAGUAUGCAGUAGAUCCAGCUACAGUUUGACAGAAUAAAACCAGACGCUCCUCCCCUUUUAUUUGAACUGUAGACCGUCAGACCGACUCUUCCCUCCUUUCAGAAACAUCCAUCUUACUUUAUCGAAAAAGGACAAACAAGCAUCAACAAGUGCAUUAGGACACGGCUGAAUGUUCUAUGCUGUCCAUGUCCGAAUCACGAGAUGUUUAACCCUCCUGUUGUCCUCAUUUACCGGCACCAAAAAAUGUUGUUUCCGUGUCUGAGAAAAAUCCAAAAAUUCAGCAAAAAAGUUCCUGAAAUUUCUGAAAAUUUGCAAAACCUUCAGGAAGAAAAUUCCAAUAAUUCUUUAAAGAUUGUAUUUUUUAAAAAUCCCCCAAACUUGGCAAGAAAAUUCUUGUAAAUAUUUUCAAAAAAAUGAGUAAAAAUCUUCCAAAAAAUAUUUAAAAUCUCUAAAGUGAUUACGUACAUGUCAGUAAAACUUCUAAUAUUUUCUUUAAGAACAUUCACAAAAAAAUCAACCAAAAUCCAGCGAAUUUCGCUGGAUUUUGGUUGAUUUUUUUGUAAAUGUUCUUAAAGAAACAUUUUCAACAUUUCUUUUUUUCCACCAAAAAAUGUUCAAAACUUUCCCAAAAAUGUUGAAAAUGUGGACAUCAGAAGUUUCCCUGUGAAAAUCUAUAUUUUUCCCCACAUUUUUAAACUUUAAAACAGGUCAAUGUUGACCCGCAGGACGACACGAGGGCUGAACGAGGGGGGGAGGGGGGGAGGGGGGGGGGGGAGGCAACCUGGAGUUGUGUAUUCACUAUGCUGUGUGUCGGUGGGGUUGUAAAGGGGGUGAAGUGAGUGUAUAGAACGCAUUACAAAACAAAAAAAAAAAAAGAGAAAACAGUUCCUUCUUUCUGGUGGAGUUCCUUUCUGUUCUCUAACUUGUAUAUAAACUGUAAUGUGAGAAGCUGCCAGUACAGUACAUUUGUCAGUGUUUCACCAGUGUUUCCAUCGGCGUCAGUGGGGGUGGUGCCAAGAUUGUUUUUAUCCGUCGUCGUUUCUUUUAUUUUACUUGAAUGUUAAUUUUAUCCAUCACUCACAGUGCCAUUUUAACCGGUUGUGUAUGAACGUUUAUUUUUCUAUGUCCAGUCACGACUAUAUCAGUCCGGUGAUGCUGUCCAGCUACUGUAGCAGAGCUCCCCAUGUGUGGCGUCGCUUCUAAAGGAGAAGCAAAAGGAAGGACUAACUCGUGUGUUUUUCAUGUCGUUUUCCUGUUUUUUUUUGUGUCAUAGCUGCACUGAUUAGUUAUCGACGGCUGUGACGGCUUUGAUUUGCGUCACGGCUUCGAUCGCAACCCCAAGAGUUGCUGCCUGAGAAUCUAACCUUCAGUUUAAUCUUUCAACGGUUGCUGGUGUGGUGCUUUACAUUGGUGCUCCAAAACCAUAAUCACCAACCCAAACAACCUCAAGAACAAGGACUGCUCUGCUUGGAAAUGCAACAGAGGACUCCAGUCUUUUAACCCUCCUGUUGUCCUCAUUUAUGGGCAGCAAAAAAAUAUUGUUUCCUUGUCAGAAAAAACAUCCAAAAAUCAGGCAAAAAAAAAAAAAAAUUCCCCAAAUUGAUAAAAAAUUGCAAAAUCUUCAGGAAGAAAAUUCAAAAAAUUCCUUAAAAGUUUCCCUUAAAAGUUUUUUUUAAUCCCCAAAUUUGGCAAGAAAUAAAAAAUUUAAAAAUAAAAAAAUGGAAAUAUUUUCAAAAAAUGAAUAAAAAUCUUCCCAAAAAAAUCCUAUAAAUAUCUAAAGUGAUUACAUGUAUAUUAGUAAAAGCUCUAAUAUUUUCUUUAAGAACAUUCAGAAAAAAAUCAACCAAAAUCCAGCGAAAUUCGCUGGAUUUUGGUUGAUUUUUUUCUGAAUGUUCUUAAAAAAAUCACUUGUUUUCAACAUUUCUUUUUUCCACAAAAAAAUGUCCCAAAAAAUGUUGAAAAUGUGGAAGUUUUCACUGUGAAAAUGUAUUUAUUUUUUUUCCACAUUUUCAAACUUUAAAACGGGUCGAUUUGACCCGCAGGACGACACGAGGGUUAAAAGCGAACAUCGAUCGUUUUGAUUGUAAUCUUCCAUCACUUCUGCGUUGUAGUGAAUGUAGGCGACUCAGCAGUAAUGUACUCCAGCUAGAAUCAGUUCGCUAUUCAUGUUUUUUUUUUUUUUUUUGUCCAGAGUCUGUGCUACACAUGAAUGACUCCUGUUAACUUGCAGUUGAAGGAAUGAAUCUCAAUCCAUAGGUCUUAAAAAGCUAACGUGUUUCCGAUUUCUACUACAAAAUAAGAUGCCUGCUCUUACGAAGUGAUUGUUGGUGCAAGUAAAAGUCGCCGUCAGAUACCAUUGAAGCUAACGCCUGGUCUCAGAAUACAUGUUUGUAACGUAAUCAUGCGUGCUCCGGAAGUAACGGGCAUUGAAGUUUUAUUUUGAAAGGGAUCUAGAGGUAACAUCUUCAGGUUUCUAGACGGACAUUCAAAUGAACCGUACUCAUUCAGCCGCUGUGCAUGAAACCAUCCAGACGUCAUUGCAGUGAACGAUUUGCCACUACAUCCCAUUCUUGAUUGUAUUUUUUCCAUCAUGAGGUAAUUUUUUGUGAGAGAAAAAAACCCAACUUUUUCUACCUAAUGUAUUUCUAGCCUUGCAUUCUUUUUAUGUCGGACACUGCUGAGGAAGGCUCGCUAGCAGUUUGUAUGUAAAGGAUUUAUUUAUACUUUUUUCAUAGUGAAAAUCAUGAGACAACCACUGACGCGCAGAACUUUGUAAUGUUUACCACUGUAACGUCUAGCAUUUCAGGGCAUCACAGGUCAAGGCGCCUUUCUUUGAUGUGUGUUUUCUUAUGAUCAAAUGGAAAUGGAAAAGAAAAAAAACGACAAAAAAAACCAUCCGUAACUUAAAUGUUCAUGGGAACAGAAUCUGAUAUUUGUCUUCUCCUCAGUUUGUACAUAGGAUGUGUUCAUUGAAAUUUAUGUACAGUCUUUUUGUAAUAAACCGCUCAUUGAAA
Acanthochromis polyacanthus (spiny chromis) is the source of this 5077-nucleotide messenger RNA. Its product is annotated as abl interactor 1-like. NCBI's taxonomy places the organism in Eukaryota, Metazoa, Chordata, Actinopteri, Pomacentridae. Gene Ontology annotation, molecular function: SH3 domain binding. Bases 145 to 1635 code for a protein of 496 amino acids. Gene Ontology annotation, cellular component: intracellular anatomical structure; lamellipodium. The transcript has 11 exons. The record is from RefSeq and is a predicted model, not a curated record.